Molecule: messenger RNA, 6822 nt
Organism: Melitaea cinxia (Glanville fritillary)
Lineage: Eukaryota; Metazoa; Arthropoda; Insecta; Lepidoptera; Nymphalidae
Exons: 41
Molecular function (GO): protein-containing complex binding
Source: RefSeq, a predicted model, not a curated record
AUGGCUACGUCCAGUAACAGGACAUCUCUAUCUUCUUCGAGGGAUGUUGAGUUACAGGUUUCUGAAUACCAAGAGGAUGAAUACCAAGCGCAUUGGUCAUUUACAAGCAUAAAUAAAACCGUUCUCUCGCUCCCUGACGACUCCUUAUGGAACUCUAUGAUAUGCGUUUUAAUCGUACUGUCUAUUAUCACCGCGGCAUUGGACUAUAAACACACUGCGAUAUAUAUUUUCGAUGUUAUAUACAACAUUAUAUACGCCACUCAUGUAGUGAUCCUGGCGUAUAGUUUUAUAGUCAACUCAGAAGCAGAUGUGUGGUUCGUAAUUGAUGUUCUAACAUUCGCUCAUUACAUUCAAAACGGCGAAAUGUUUACGGAGAUAAAGUUAUUUUGUUAUUACAUACGGUUGCAUCGACCCUUUCGUUAUUUAUGGUCACUGAACGAUAACAACCUCCAUGGCAGCGUGCUCAGCACCACACUGAAAUACUACUAUAUUGUCUUUGUUUGCCGUCUCACUUGGGCACUGAUAAUAAGUAUGAUAAUGACUUACAAGGACGAUGAUAAUAUGAAGGCAUUGCAACAAGCAAUAUCUGAAAUGCAACAAAACUUUCGAGGGCAGAAAGAUUCUCAAAACAAUUUGAGCAAGUGGCUUUUUAUCGUAUAUGUGGUCAAUAAAAUGUUUAUACCGAUUGGGCCGUCAGUGAAUCCGAAUGAUGAUAUAUCUCGCAUCAUGUGUCUUACAACCAUGAUGACCGGCUGUCUGGUGGUGACCGGUGCGGCUGUAGCCUCCCUGUCUCUCGUCAUCAGCAUAUACAUGAGACCAGAGGAGACUUUUCGGACUAGAUAUCGUUUGAUUAUGAAAGAUAUGCAAGUAUCGAAUAUACCUGCAAACCUGCGUGACAAAGUGGAGAAGUUCUACAAGAUGUACUGGCACAAGCAGCGGGCGGUGUCCGUUACUAAACUUUUACCAAUGUUUCCGCCUUCCUUUGCCGCUACCAUCUAUGCUGAUAUAUACUUUAAAGCUACCCAGAAAUCUCGAGUUCUACGGGACCUGUCCUAUCAGUUUCUAUCGGAACUGUCUAAAAAGAUGAAAACGAUACAUUACAUACCGGGGGACGCGAUUAUCAAGAGGAAUAUUAAAAAAUCCGCAACUAUUUACAUCACCUAUGGAGACGUGGAGAUGCUAACAGCCGAAGACGACAGUACGGCUAUAUUACGAUUUAUACGAGGCACCAUUCUAUCUCCUUACGCGGUCAGUCCCGUAGCGGCCAGUGGACGAGCUCACGUGGAGAUCAGAGCAGCUACGUUCUGUACCGCUCACGUUUUAACUACCACCGACUUCUGGAAGGUUGCUGUCAAAUAUGGAAAGGGAAAUAGUCAGGGAGCCGUUGUUUUGAAGGCAUUUAAUGCGCAUCUCGAAAAAGUCAAGAGACAUUACUAUUCUAGACCGUCUGAUGAUGCCAAAUAUAAAAGCAGUAUUCUACAAUUCAAGCACAAUUUGAUGCACCUCAAAGAUUCUAAAGAUGCUUCUGGAAAUCGUCAGCUGUCCAAAACUGAUUUCAUGAUUGAUAUUGCUGGAUGUUAUAUCAUGCGAAACCGAGCGGAUUCUACUCUGACUGAUGAAUCAGACGCGAUUUGUCUCCGCCCAACAUUUCCUUGUAUUUUGCAACCGAAGUCAUCUCUACAGAACAUCUGGAACGCGUUCAUCACCUGCCUCAUCAUUGCUGUGUGUAUUACUCACCCAUAUUACUUGGUGUACAAGAAACGCGUACCGCUGGAGUUUAGAUUUUUUGACUAUACAGUUACCGUUAUAUAUAUUUUGGAUCUGAUAGUACAUCUAUCUACAGGAGCUAAUGUGGAAGACGGGGUCCCCAUAACUCUCUCCCAGACAUCAUCCCAACAAUCACGCAGCAAGUGGUUCGUGCUGGACGUCAUCGGAACUCUGCCUAUCUUCGAGUUCAUUCACGACGGCCAUUUUGCCGGACUCAAUAAACUGCUGCGGUUUCCAAAGGUGUUUCGAGUGCUUAAGUCGUUAGAAGAAGACUGCGUGUACCACAGCAACAUUCUGAGAUUCAUCUCGUGUUCUCUGCUAAUUCUUCUUGCCUGUUACCUUUUGGCUGCACUGCAACAAGGAAUUAUGUGCUUUGAUUUUGGGUUUUGUUUGGUGACAAAUUUCACACAUGCACCGUACUGGGAUAAGAAACCACUUGACGAGGAAACCAUUGAAGACAGAAUUACCUUCGGACUGUACUGGGCGAUAUCGAUAAUCACCUUUACGUCUCACAUGGAAACUUGGCUGAGAGAUGUUUGGAGCAAGUCGUUCAAAAUUUUUAUUUACAUCAUGUUCAUCCUGGAAAUUUGUCUCCUCUUGUACAUUUUCAUCGAAGCUGUUUAUUCUGCAACCAUUAUGGUCACGACAGCACUGAGAGAAGAUUAUGACGCAUUUAUAGAAAACGUAACAAACUUUUUGGAGAGAAACGACAUAGACGCAGUCCUUAGACAGCGGUUCAUAGAGUACUUGAGGUUGCGCUGGUAUACGGAUAAGGCUUAUUCGAUAACGAGUGACCAAAAAACUAUUUUCUACGAUCUACCACCUCACGUGUAUCAGGACAUAGUGGCCAGACAGAGGAGCAAGUACAUACUAGGAAUACCAUUUAUGAAGUAUCUGAAUAAGGAAGAUUUGAAAAAUAUAUCUUCGGAAGCCAAGUUUUUCUGCACAUCACCCAACGAGAUUCUGCUAAAUACGGGCGACAUGAUUAACGAGAUGUAUGUGAUUAAACGAGGUUUUUGUGAGAUUUUAAGUCCCGAUACGAAAAGUGUUGUUGGAGAACUUGGUGUAAGAAGUCACUUUGGAGUUUUUGAAUGUCUUUUUAGAUUACCCGCUUUUUAUACAAUACGAGCGGCGACACAUGUCGAAGUAUUUUCGAUAUCAAGGAAGCACUUACUGAAUGCGAUUGAAAUACCACAGAUAAAGGAAGCCAUACGGUACACUAAGGAACAGCCUAAAUAUCCGCUGGUUCAAGUUCGCCGCGAGCCGUUCACAAGCUACACUCCUCCGGAACCAGCUCCCAACGUUGAGAGAUUUCGUGUGCCGAGGAAGUUUGAGCACGAUAAUGCCUUUCUGCAACCUUUUUAUAGAUUGGGAUUACUCUCAUUUUUGAGAUACAUCUUCCCCCGCUUCACGCUGCGCCCGGACGGCCGCCACGUGGCGCGGCUCGAGUGGCUGCGCGGCUGCUGCGCGCUGCUGUCGGCGACGCUGUUCCCCGGGUACGCGUACCUCGCGCUGCAGUGCCCCUGGCUCUACUACGUCACCGCCUUGCUCGACCUCGCCGCCUAUUUCGACGUAUUACAACGUAUGUUGGUCGGUUACUACAACGAGAAGGGUAGUCUGGUGUAUCACCCAGCAAGUACUGCGGCACAUUAUAUAAAGGGAGCGUUUCUGAUCGACCUUUUUGGCUGCUUGCCGCUGGAACGUCUCGAGUUAUCCUGGAAGGAAUCAUUUCAGAAUACAUACAGAGAGGCGACAACAAAACAAGUUUUGAUGUUAAACAGGCUGAUACAGCUAUACAGGAUGCCGAGCGCGCUGCUAGGACUGAAGGGUCUCAUCCGGCGUGAUAUCUUUCUUGUUAUCAAAGCUAUUCCAUUAUUCUGGGCGCUACUGAACGUAUUGACUUGCUUGAUAGUUUAUCGCUCUGUUAAGAUACUGUACACAGUCGGUAGUGGUACUUGGUUGAUAGAGCCUCACAAUGACGUGGGUGGUUCCUGGAUCGAGCUUUUUAGUUCUAAAUUUCGUUUCAAUCUUACGGAAUCACCCUGGAACCUCCACCUGGGCACUCACUUUUGGAUUAUCUAUGAAACUACUACUACUGGGUACAGCAGCUUCAAGCCUUCCAAUUUGAGUAUAAUGCGAGUGCUUAUCAUUGGAAUGUUUAUGGGUGCACUUAUUAUAACAUACUUCUCAGUACGUAUAAUUAGCAUUCGAGCCAAUGUGAAUAAGGCUUUAGCUGCUUACCAGGAGCACAUCAGAGACAUAUCAGUCUUUAUGAAGAGGGAGAAACUGGAUCAAUCGUUACAAAAGCAAGUAAUGGAUUAUUACGAAUAUAAUUGGGACAAAAUGGGUGGCUUUGAUUAUAGGAACGUAUUGAAAUUAUGUGACCAAAUAACUUUACGUACUGACGCCAUAUUGCACAUAUAUGGACCAACGUUUAGCCAAUGUCCCAUCUUGAACCAGUGUGAUGUAUCUCUACUGCGUACAAUCGGGCGCGCAGUGCGCAGUUUCUAUUUCACGAUGAACACGUCUAUCAUAGACGUUGAUGACGUUAUUUCUGAUAUUUACAUCGUGGUCCAUGGUGUCGUCGACUUAAAGGACCCGAGGGACGAUAUUGUGAUCACACUUACAAAGGGCAGUAUGUUCGGUAAUUUGCAACGAGCGGAAACAAUACGAUGCCCAGUGUCUAUAACAACGAGCACUCAAGUACACUUGCUGCAAAUAAAUUCGCAGGCGUUCUUUAGCAUCAUCGCUGAUUACCCCGGUGUCUUUGAAUUGUUGAAGAUUCAUCGCCCAUCAAAUGAGAAUUAUGUAAUCGGUAUUGUAAGUCUCAGCUACCACAACAUUAAGGAUCGUACGAUGACCAUGUCGAACAUCAUUGUUGAACAAAGGUUUUUCCACUACUUCAACAUCAGACAAUACGUUAUGAAAAUCUAUUUGGUCACUAUUUCACUCGUCUGUGUCUACGCUGAUGUUUAUAACGCCGGCUUUCAAAAUAAUAGCCCCACGUUGAUCCUGGGCCUAUAUUUACUUGAUUUUUGCUUCCUAUGGAAAUUCGUCAUUCAAUAUUUUUUGCCGAAAAUUGUCGAAGUCGACGACAAUGAUGCUUUGAAGACUUAAUAUUACAGAUAUUUCAAAACAGAAUUCAAGUACGACGUGCUCUCAUUCCUACCGAUCGAGGUAUUUUGUUUACUCAGCAAAAGAAACUCCGGCCUGGUAUUUUCUUGGUUGAGAUUGAACAGAUUAUUUAGAACCGUGACCGUGUACAAGUGCUUAAAGCGUCACCACGAGAGGUUAUCCACUAAUUUGACGAUAACCACCACAAUAUCGGUAUUCAUCUGGUUCACGAUCUUUGUCCACGUUUCCUCUUGCCUCUGGUACUUCAUCAGCGCGAUAGAAGAGCAAACUGCUCCCAAGUCCUCGUGGAUUUACAAUGACACUGGUCACCAGUUGUGCGAGAGCUCAUAUAUUUGUUCACUCUACUUUGUCCUGACAACCUUCACGCAAAACGGGGUGGGCGACAUUUUACCAAAGAAACAAUCAGAGGUGAUCUUCGUAUCCAUAUUGCAAAUAAUCUCGACAAUGAUGUACAUGAUCUACGUCGGCGAGCUCUCCAACAUCAUUCAGUACCAAUCUUUUCGUUCGUUCAAUUUCUACUCAAACUAUUUGGAGUUACAGGAGUUUCUUAAAAACAACCGUGUGUCCAAAAACUUGGUGUCACUCGUAAACAAGUACUCAAUGUAUCUAUGGCGAGAGUCCCGAGGUCUGCAAGUGCCACACUUCUUGAAGACGGCUCCAAACUGCUUCAGACUGAAAAUUAUGUCCGCUGCUUACCUGUACCAUCUCACUAAUCAUCAAAUAUUCAAAGGCUGUGAGCCCGCCUUUCUUCGUCAGUUAGUGGGUUGUCUUCAGUUGUAUACAUAUAAUGAAGAUAUGUACGUUGUUAAAGAAGGCGAGAUCAAUGACUCGAUGUAUAUAAUACACACAGGACGCGUGAGAGACAUAAGAAUUAAUUCAAAUAUAUCGAAAACCUAUCACGCGGGGGAAAGCUUUGGAGAGUUGCAAGGUUUGAUCUACAACUCGCCAUAUACGAAAUCAUAUAAAACCUGUACCAAUUCCCGAAUCCUUACAUUGCAUCGAAAAGAUUGGGAAAAUUUACUAAAACACUUCCCAAACAGUAAGAAACAUAUUUAUAAAUAUCUAAAAGAUGAUGGUUUUGACGACGAUGACGAUGAUAAUGGAUCGAAUGGUAAAAAGAAGCAAGUUAAGUUGCUGUCAAAUGAAGAGAAUUCACCAUCAAUUCCCGACAAACCACAACAAUCUGACACACCUCAGAAAGAAAAAAUUGAAGACGUUGCAUCAAGUGCAAAGUUUGAGAGUGAUUUAAGAAAAGGAUAUCCAGAUAUAUUACCACCAAGCACCAGUAGAGAUUAUGACAAUACUGAAUCGAUGGAAAAGUUAGAAGUUUUUCCCUUAGAAGAAACAGCGAUAAUAGAAAGCUCUUCCAGCGAUUCAUAUUUUACAUAUGAUGUUGAAGCCAAACGCGCAACCAGUCAUUUUGAUGUCGAAUCUAUGAACGAUGAAUUAUUAAAAACAACAGUGAAAGAUUUACCCAAAAAUGAUUUAAAGCUUGAGAAUAUAGAUGAUCUUACUGACAGUGAUUAUAUAGGAAACAGUGAUAAAUCACUGACGAGGGACAACAAUAAAACCAGUCGACAUGAUACUAAGAAAUAUAAAAGUUUUGUUGAAAUGGAAAGCGUAGAGGAUUACAUUGCUAAAAAACGUAGCCAGAAUAGAACAUCUUCUUUCGAUGCUAAAUUAGUAGCAAUUAAGGACAUCUUACCUCCGGAUAUAAAGAAAAGGAAACAUCAUGUGGUAAUUAAAGAAAGUGAUUCAGGGAUCCCCCCCGUAGAGAGUCAUGAACUUAAACCAAUAUUAAAUAUGGCUACUGAUAAAAGAAACCUGAAAUCGUUAGACAGUGACAUGGAAACGACAGUUACGGUCGAAGGUCCAAAGUCAUCUAAAGAUUCAUUAUCUGAAGAUAGAAGCGUGGAAUAA